Messenger RNA from Phoenix dactylifera (date palm), 2172 nucleotides. The record is from RefSeq and is a predicted model, not a curated record. Lineage: Eukaryota; Viridiplantae; Streptophyta; Magnoliopsida; Arecales; Arecaceae.
AUGGGAACGAGAUGGGGUUUGAGACAUGGAAACAUGGUGGAACAUGAUAGGGUGGUGUUGGAGAAGAAGAAGGCGGCGGCGGGGUGUCGUGGAGGACGUAGAGACAGAGAAGGCGAUGGUGAUGAGCUUGAUAGAAAUAAGGGAGAUCCAAACAUUAUUAGGCUUCUUCACCUUGAGGAUAACAUGAAGCUAAGGAGGGUUAUUAUGGAUGCGUUGUCGCAUUGGUGCAUUUUUCACCGGAAGAAGGCCAAACAGGUUGUUGAGACAUGGGAGAAGCUGUUUAAUAGCUCCCCAAAAGAACAAAAAGUCUCUUUUCUAUAUCUUGCAAAUGAUAUUCUACAGAACAGCAGGCGCAAGGGGAGUGAGUUCGUAAAUGAGUUUUGGAAGGUCCUUCCUGGAUGUUUGAAAAAUGCAUAUGAGAAUGGGGAAGAAAAUGGAAAGAAAGUGGUCAUGAGAUUGGUAGAAAUAUGGGAUGAAAGGAAAGUCUUUGGUUCUCGUGGACGAAGCCUUAGAGAUGAUCUUCUUGGUAACACUCCUCCUUUGUUGGAUAACAAUGGAAAGAGUUCAAACCCCAUAAAAGUAGUAAAGAAAGAUGCGAGUGCAGUAAGAUUUAAACUGGCUGUUGGAGGAAUGCCUGAGAAAAUAGUAACUGCAUAUCAAGCUGUACUCGAUGAACAUUUCAAUGAAGACACUGCCUUAAAUAAAUGUAAGUCUGCUGCUCGACUUGUUGAGAAGAUGGAGAAGGAUGUUGAUGAUGCCUGCACUCAAGGUAAUCAGCAAGGAUUACCAUUGUUAAAUGACCUUCAGGAGCAGGAAACUAUUCUAAAGCAAUGCAUUGAGCAACUUGAAAGUGUCGAAUUGGCUAGAUCAUCCUUGGUUGCUCAGCUAAAGGAAGCACUUAAAGAACAGGAAUCUAAGCUGGAGCUUAUCCACACUCAAAUACGAGUUGCACAAUCUGAGAUUGAACAUGCCAGCAACAUGGGGCAGAGACUUGGUUCAGCCCCCAGCAGCACCGGUCUGAGCCCUAGCCCCACCCCUCGCAACAUGACCCAGCCUAUCAUGACUCUUCCACCAGAAACAACCCCUGUAAUAGAACCCAGUCCAUCCCCCACAAAACCCAUCGCCCCACAAGUUCAACCACCCCAACCUGUGACAACUUUUGCAAAUACCUUAAGCAGUGCAGAAGAGGAACACAAGAAAGCCGCAGCUGCUGUUGCAGCGAAGCUCACCGCUUCAUCUUCCUCAGCACAAGUGCUGACCUCUAUUCUGUCAUCUUUGGCUGCCGAAGAAGCCGCUUCCAAGAAUAGCGGUCUGAGUACUGGUGCCUUCUCCAGCAGCGCACCCAUUUUCCCAGUGGAUAAAAGGCCUAGACUCGAGAAACCCAUGAGUGUCUCUGAUAUGAGUAGUACCUCUUAUUUUGGACAGGCCCAGCAGCAGUUGCAGCAGCAAAUGGCAUCUGUUCCUCUUUCACUGCCCCAAGGCUCAGCCACAACUAUGCAACAAUUAUCCCAGGCUAACCAGGCAGCUCAACCCUUUCCACCACCUCCCCCACCUCUGCCACCACUUCCACCACCACCAGUACAGCAGCAGUAUGUACAGACUAGUGGAAUGAUGGUCGGGGUGGUGCCUUUUGGGUAUGUGGGUAAUUCUCUCCCCCCGCCGCCUCCUCUGCCGACCCACGUAUCCGUGGGCUUGACAAGACCUGGUGCUCCACCACCUCCGCCACCACCGCCGCUGCCACCGCUGCUGCAGCAGCAGCAACCACAGCAGCUGCAAUCAGGUACAACAGGGUUUUAUCAGUCCCCAGGAGUUGGUUUUUAUGGGCAAGUGCAGACAACUUCGCCAGUCCAACGACAAUGAAAGUAUCCACAAUUGCUAUGGGUCGUUUGCACGACCCAUUCUGUCUUGAUAUGUAUAUUAAUAGCCCCUUUUUCUGGGAAUAUAUCAUAUUUUCAUGAAAUAGGUAGAUAUGGUCAAGGCAAAGCAGGGAUCAGCACUGAAAUGGAAAUGUCUGUUGACGGAAGCAUGAAUUUCUUAUCUGUAACUGUUGGUCAUAGAUAAAAUAUGAGAUCUCCUGAGAAUAUCUGUGGGGGCAUGCAUGCCUUCAUCCUCUGUAAGCUCAACAUAUCCAACGUAGAUGGUUUUUGUUCUCACCGGAGGAUGACCCAAUAA